UGUUAUUUGUCUCUCGAGUUUUUAAGUGUUGUGGUGUUUAUUAAUUAUUUUAUUGUCUUUUUGUACGUUUUUCUAUUAGUGCAAUGAUGCCAACCUUUCGAGAAAAAGUGGGUGGUUUCCUUCGUCAGCUUUCUACAGGACAGGAAAAGAAACCUAAUUAUAAAUCACCAUGCACAUCUCCAACAUCAACUGGCUCCUUUAUUCAUAAAUAUUUACUAGGGGAAGUAAAGAGGUAUCAUCCUGAAGUUUUGUAUGGAAAAUCUUAUUAUGAUUUGCCUGUGAAAGAAAUAGCUCCAUUAUCCAGAACUGUAUUAUCCGCAUGUACGGGACCCCAGGGUGGAUUAACUACUGUGGAUCUGGAACCAAAGCCAUUUGAAUUUCCAGAUAUAGAUGUGCAUUUCAUAGAUGAAGAUCAUAGAGAUAGCUCUGAAAAUUUGGUAAAAUGCAAGGAAGCAACAGAAGAAGGAAAUUCUGCUCGUUGUGAUACAGAAUCAUGGUCUGAUGGUGAUCAGAAUAAGUUAAGUGAUAAUGCUGAGUCCAAAACGAUGGAAAUUGCUGGUAUUAAGGAUUGGUUUUCUCCUUGUGAAUCAGCCUAUGGAAUUGCUACAACUUUAUAUGAAUGUCAUCCUGUAACAAAAGAAAAUGCAGGUAAUCCCAUAGCAGAUGCCUAUGCUGUAGUGAUGAGGGAAAACAGUGCUCUUUUGGUUUUGGCUGAUGGUGUGAACUGGGGUGAAAAAUCUUGUUUAGCUGCUAGAUGUGCAAUACAUGGGUGUGUGAAUUACCUUAAUAAAGUUUUGUACAGAGAAGGAGCUGGUGACAUUACAACACUGGAUAUAUUUAUUAGUCUAUUAAGAUCAUUCAGUGAAGCUCAUAAUCUGAUUCUCCAAGAAAAUGGAACACUUACCACUUUGUGUGCUGUAGUUGUCGCCCAAAUAAAAAAGUCCAGCAAGUUUAUAGCUUGUGCAUGUAAUGUUGGGGACAGCUUGGCUUAUAUUUAUAGUCCAAAAUAUGGAGUUCGUGAAAUAACUCAAGGUUCUCAUGACAUUUAUUCUAUGAGGGAUAUGAGGGAUGCCUUGGGUGCGUUAGGACCCGUUGAUGGUAUCAAUCCUGAACUAAGCAAUCUCACAGUUUCCAUGUCUGAAGUAGAACCUGACGACAUUGUAUUUCUUGCCAGUGAUGGUAUUUCUGACAACUUUGAUCCAGUUGUUGGUAAGUUUGCUAUUCCAAGAAAGGUUGAUAAAAAAGUCAAAACACCCACCGAUGCUACAACGACAAUCGACAACGCUCGAGGCUCAAAUCCUAUCAGCACAUUAAAUACUCAGAGUGAAAAAGAAAAUUUUGCAAUCGACCUUAAUUUGCCUGUAGUAGAGGCUCAUCAGAGGCAUGAAUUAACAUUACUGAGAAUGGAGGAUCUCAUUGUUAAUGGAGUUAAUGAAGGUGAUGGACCCUGCAAAACUGCUCAGCAAAUCUGUGAACAGAUGAUAGAUUUUGCUGAAAAAUUAACCAUUGCUAAACGUCGUAUUUUAGAAGAUCCAGAGCUCUAUAAAAAUGAUGAUCUGAAAGUCAAUCAAGCUGGGCAACGUAUGCGGCGAAGAAAAGUUGGAGAAAAGCUUUCAAUGGUUCCAGGAAAAUUGGAUCAUGCCUCAAUAGUAGCAUAUACAGUAGGAGUGCGAUUUCAAGAAAAAGUACCGCUAAUAGCAGAAUGUGAAUCUUUUUCAGAUUUGAAAUGCUGAAUUAGAUUAUUUUGUAAGUCACUUUAAUAAUUCUAUCACCCUUUUAGAUAGAUUGAAAUUUGUAAUUUUAUAUGUCCUGUUAGGUUUUAGGGCAAAACAAUCAAAUCCACUAAAUUUAUAAAUUUAUAACCUGAAGAAUUUUAAUGCUGUUCAUUACUGCGCAGCAAAAGAAAAAAAAAAAUUAUAUAUUUUAUAGCUUCCUACUUUAAGGAUGUUCAAGUUGAUCUUGAGUUUCAUGUUUGCUCAUAUAGAAUACAGCGAUUCCAUUCCCACAUUUUUUUUUAAUCCUCUCGUUAUUUCUGAAGAAAGAGUGCAUGAUUUUUUUUAGUAUUUUUUUAUAUAGCUUUUUUGUGUGUAUUUAUAGGUUGUCUCUCCCCCCCCCCCCAUCUAUUAAGAAAAGGUCCAUCUCUGCAUAAUGAAUUCCUCAAUUUUUUUUUAUGUGUUCUAAAACUUUAACUUUGAAACAAUCAGUACAUGUGGCUUGCAGAUUGCAAAUGAUGUAAUGGACUCAUUUUAGAAUCAGAUGCUAAUAAUCACAAUACUGCGUAAUUAACUUUUGUUAAAAGAUAUAUGGAGAGUAUAUGGAGAAAGAAAAAAACCCUGCAAAAUAGUUGUGUUUAAUUGUUAAUUAGUUUCUACUGGAAUUUUAAAAAAUGUGUCAGUCAGUUGGAUAUAAUAUUAGAAUUUAAAGUAGUUACAAAUUUUGCCUAAAAUACACUGAUAUAUGGUCUUAAAAAACCCUUGUGGGAAUUUUAGUAUUUUUGCAAGUUUCUUUGAAAAGGUAAAAGUAACUCUGUUGGAAUGAAAAAAAAAAAAAAAGUCUUCAAUUGCUAUUGAUAUUUUGUGUACAGCAUAAAAGUUAAAAAAAAAAAAAAAAAGACACCUGCCUGUAUAUACAUUUUAGCUAAAAGAUUUUAUAAGAUUGUUUUGUUUAUUGUGUGCCAUUUUGUAUUUGUCACUGUCCUGCGAAAAUAUAAAUUUUGGUUUGUAUCUUUAUGUGUAUGUGUAUUGUAUUUUUCUCGGACUGUGAUCGAAAUAUAAGUGACCCUGUGUAACAAGGUUGUGUGAUUGUUGAGAAUUGUAUAGUAUAUGAAGAUGAAAUUUAAUGUUUAUAAUUGUAUAAAUUAAUCAAAAUCCAAAAAUGUUUGAUAUGGAAAUUUUACGCUUUGUGACGUUAGACUAUUAAUUUUUAAAAUUCUAUUUAAAUAAUGUUUUUCAUUCCAUUCCAAAAGUAUUUAUUUUUUUGGAAUUAAAAUUUUUGAUUUUUUAUUUGCUUCUGUACUAUGGGGCUUUUUCAAAAUGCAAUUGAGGAAAUUCAAACUUCUCUGAGAACGUUAUAAUAUUAUUUGAAUUGCUGUUUAAUGAAAAUACUAGGCUCAUGAAUUUUCUGUAGAAAGAAGUUCUUUAUCAGCCAUUAGCUCAAAGUAAUAGUAAUAAAUAACACAAUAUGCUUUGGUAUGCAGGGAAAUAAGAGAUUCCUUCCUUUUUAACUUGGUGCAAUACUUCAAUGAAGUAUAUAUAGAGUGAUUGUUAAGAAACCUAUUUUAUUUUGAUACUGUGAUGAACUUUUCAAAUAUGUUGUUUAUUGUUCCAUGGAUAACAUAUUAUCCAAUAAUAUGUUAUCCAUCUAUUUUAUGAUCAGCAAUCCAAAAAUAAGUAAACAAAUAAAUGUCUAGUAAUUACAAACUAAACAAAUAUGCGUAAUAUUGUCAUGUGCAGGCAAGAGUACAGUUGUCCUUAUUGUACUUUAUUUACAAUGCAUACUUCACUUCAGUGCUCAUUUAAUUUGUUGUGCUACAUAGAAAUAAGAUUCCCAAAAUAUUAUUUUAAGUUGGAUUAUUAUAAUUCAUUAUAUCAUUUUUGAUUGGUUCAUAUUAAGUUCAUCGAACCAUUUAUUGCUACAUAAGUUCAGCAUGAAAAUUUUAUCUAUGAUUUUUUUUAAUUGCAAAAUAAUUUUUUUAUCCUUAUUAAUGCCUUUUGGAUUUAAAUUUGUGUUUUGACUUUUUUUUUUUUUUCCUGUGCGUAACUGUUUUUAUAUCUAAAAUUAAAACAGCCUGACA
Argiope bruennichi is the source of this 3793-nucleotide messenger RNA. Its product is annotated as PP2C-like domain-containing protein CG9801. The record is from RefSeq and is a predicted model, not a curated record. NCBI's taxonomy places the organism in Eukaryota, Metazoa, Arthropoda, Arachnida, Araneae, Araneidae. The coding region runs from base 84 to 1733 and encodes 549 amino acids. The transcript is spliced from 6 exons.